ACUUCUUGGACCAUAUCGUAUUCAUUCAUUCAUCAGAACCACCUCCUUGACUCAGUACCCCUCUCCCUGCCUCCCCCCUCCUCCCCCUUUUUUCCAACGCGGGGGGUUCGUUCGCUGCAAUCCCCUCCUCCUCAUUCAUCAGCAUCACAAGUCUUCCCUUUCUCACUUUCAUCUUUCGACGUUUGACUCAUCAUGGCCACUACACACGUCAUUGGGUCUUCGAACCCUGCGAACCAUCUCUCUUCCGGUGGAUCCCACUCGUCGAGCUCGAGUAAUAUCGUGGGCGUGCAUUAUAAAGUCGGCAAAAAGAUUGGAGAAGGGUCUUUUGGCGUCAUUUUCGAGGGUACCAAUCUUCUCAACUCUCAAACCGUCGCCAUAAAAUUCGAACCACGCAAGUCGGAUGCUCCGCAGUUGAGGGACGAGUACAGGAGUUACAAGAUCCUCUCUGGUUGUGUUGGCAUUCCUCAGGUCUAUUACUUUGGUCAAGAGGGUCUGCACAACAUACUCGUCAUUGAUCUCCUUGGACCAUCGCUUGAGGACUUGUUUGACAUGUGCGGACGAAAGUUUAGCGUCAAGACGUGUUGCAUGACUGCGAGACAAAUGCUGUCUCGAGUCCAGACUAUACAUGAGAAGAACCUCAUUUACCGAGAUAUCAAACCAGACAACUUUUUGAUCGGGCGACCGGGCACCAAAGGAGCCACGACGGUCCAUGUAGUCGACUUUGGAAUGGCCAAGCAGUACAGAGAUCCAAAGACCAAACAGCACAUCCCGUAUAGAGAGAGGAAGAGUCUGAGCGGGACAGCGAGAUACAUGAGCAUCAACACACAUCUCGGUCGAGAGCAAUCCCGGCGAGACGAUCUCGAAGCGCUCGGACAUGUCUUUUUCUACUUCUUACGUGGAGGUCUGCCCUGGCAGGGACUCAAAGCGGCUACUAACAAGCAAAAGUACGAAAAGAUUGGCGAGAAAAAGCAGACCACACCGAUACCAGAGUUGGUGGAUGGGUAUCCGCAGGAGUUCGCCAUCUACCUCAAUUAUGUUCGAAAACUUACAUUUGACGAGACGCCCGAUUACGACUUUUUGAGAGAGCUCUUCUUGACUGCCAUGAAGAACAAUGGGGAUGAGGAUGAUCAAGUGUACGAUUGGCAGCUGUUGAAUAAUGGAAAAGGUUGGGAGACGAGCAGCACGGCCGCUGCGUCUACCACCAAUGAGGCUAGCAGGCGUGAAGGUCGUACACGGCCAGAGAAAGAUUACAAGGAUCGUAUGGAGAGGAUGCGAAGCGGUCCCUCCGGUGGUCCAGGUGCAUCACCGCUGAAACAACGCAAAUCCGCGGGUCAAAGUGGACCUUUACCAAAUGCUUCCAAUCAAGCCAUAGUCGGAGUGUCAGCGCCUUCUCCACUUCCCACUUCCCGUCGUCAAUCUGCUCAGGGACAUCCGUUCGCUUCUGCGAAUCCAGCUCAUCACGAUUCUGCUCGAGACGGUGGACGAGAGCCGUACGAUCCUUCCAAUAUGGCUAUCCCAUCACAGGCUGGACUUCAACCCAUUGCGCCAAUGACUGUCAAUGGACAAGGCGGAAACACGGCAAAUUCGAGUCAAAGAAUGGGCGAAGGGGAUUAUCAACAGCAAAAAGGUGGAAAUGGGUUCAUGAGGUUGAUCUCAUGUGGCUGUUGUCGCUAGCGCUCGCUGCUGCCCACCACCCGAACCCGAUCCCGUUUCCGGACUGGAUCACAUCCCUGGCAUCUCAUCAACCGUCUUCUCACCGCGAUCCUCUCCUUCCCUCCAGCCUCUCGUCAUCGAGUCACUACCCCGACGCCCUUGUUCAAGUUCU
Kockovaella imperatae is the source of this 1825-nucleotide messenger RNA. Its product is annotated as casein kinase I. Gene Ontology annotation, cellular component: nucleus; cytoplasm. Gene Ontology annotation, biological process: signal transduction; peptidyl-serine phosphorylation; endocytosis. The transcript is spliced from 10 exons. The record is from RefSeq and is a predicted model, not a curated record. Bases 193 to 1674 code for a protein of 493 amino acids. Gene Ontology annotation, molecular function: ATP binding; protein serine/threonine kinase activity. NCBI's taxonomy places the organism in Eukaryota, Fungi, Basidiomycota, Tremellomycetes, Tremellales, Cuniculitremaceae.